Messenger RNA from Linepithema humile (Argentine ant), 2977 nucleotides. RefSeq names its product cullin 1 (gene Cul1). Gene Ontology annotation, biological process: protein ubiquitination; SCF-dependent proteasomal ubiquitin-dependent protein catabolic process. The record is from RefSeq and is a predicted model, not a curated record. Lineage: Eukaryota; Metazoa; Arthropoda; Insecta; Hymenoptera; Formicidae. Gene Ontology annotation, molecular function: protein-macromolecule adaptor activity; ubiquitin protein ligase binding. Gene Ontology annotation, cellular component: SCF ubiquitin ligase complex.
CCACCUAACCUGUCAGAAGCGAAGCAGUGGAUUCGCGACCGUGAGCAAUUAUUUGGCUACAUACGUUGGUUUCGGUUACUUGCACGAUCUUACUCGUGCUCAUCGCUGCGCAGGACGCAGAGAUAGCGAAUAAGAAAGUUCCGACAGUAAAUUUCCCGUGUAGGAGGAACGCAACGUUAACAACGCGCGUUCGAACAUUCGCGGAGCAAAACUGGCCAGCAUCGGGUUUUCACACGAAAGUCGUCUCUCGACCGUUCCUUCCUGUUAUGCGGUGGUGAACAUCGACAGUGAAAUUGUAGUAGCACAUAGUAACAGUGACGCUCACUCGACAAACAAAUAGGAGCAGAAUGUCUGGCCAUAGAAGUGGAGGUGCUGGAAGUCAUCAAGGUGGUCCUCCUGGCCUCAAACAGAUUGAUCUGGAUCAAAUCUGGGGAGAUUUACGCGAAGGCAUAGAACAAGUUUACAAUAGACAAUGCAUGUCAAAACCACGAUACAUAGAGCUGUACACACAUGUAUAUAAUUAUUGCACAAGCGUUCAUCAACAAUUGACUAGGACGACGACUAAGAGUAAAAAAGGACAAAUUCAACAAGGAGGUGCACAAUUAGUAGGAUUGGAACUGUAUAAACGUCUGCGUGAAUUUCUUAGGAAUUAUCUUAUUAGUUUACUCAAGCAUGGAAUUGAUUUGAUGGAUGAGGAUGUUUUGCAAUUCUACACAAGACAAUGGGAGGAAUAUCAGUUUAGUAGUAAAGUGCUAAAUGGUGUAUGUGCAUAUCUCAAUCGUCAUUGGGUACGCAGAGAAUGUGAGGAGGGUCGCAAAGGAAUUUACGAAAUUUACCAAUUAGCAUUGGUUACUUGGCGAGAUAAUUUAUUUAAGCAUUUAAACAGACAGGUUACAAAUGCAGUGCUUAAAUUAAUUGAACGAGAACGUAAUGGUGAAACAAUAAAUACUCGAUUAGUUAGUGGUGUCAUCAAUUGUUAUGUAGAAUUGGGUCUAAAUGAAGAAGAUCCAGGUGCUAAGGGACAAAAUCUAACAGUGUACAAAGAUUCCUUUGAGAAUAUCUUCCUUGAGGAUACAGAACGAUUUUAUACUCGUGAAAGCUUAGAAUUCCUUAGACAAAAUCCCGUAACAGAAUAUAUGAAAAAGGCGGAACAGAGGUUAUUGGAAGAACAAAAGCGAGUGCGCGUUUACUUGCAUCAGACGACUCAUGAACGACUGGCAAAAACAUGCGAGAGAGUACUUAUUGAUAAACACAUGGACAUAUUUCAUUCAGAAUUCCAGAAUCUGUUGGACGCCGAUAAGAAUACAGAUCUAGGCAGAAUGUAUCAGUUGGUGGCGAGAAUACCGAAUGGCCUUGUAGAGCUGAGACAUCUCUUGGAAAGUCACAUUGCUAAUCAGGGACUUGCUGCUAUAGAUAAGUGUGGCGAUUCCGCAGCUAAUGAUCCGAAAAUUUAUGUAAACACAAUCUUGGAGGUGCACAAAAAGUAUAACGCUUUAGUGCUGGUUGCAUUUAAUAAUGAUAGCGGCUUUGUAGCGGCUUUGGACAAGGCUUGUGGAAAAUUUAUCAAUAGCAAUUCUGUCACAAGAGCGGCAAACAGCAGCAGUAAAUCGCCUGAGUUAUUAGCUAAAUAUUGCGACUUGUUACUCAAGAAGAGCAGUAAAAAUCCGGAAGAAGCGGAACUUGAAGAUACUCUUAAUCAAGUUAUGGUUGUAUUUAAAUAUAUCGAAGACAAAGAUGUAUUCCAAAAAUUCUAUAGUAAGAUGUUGGCGAAACGGUUGGUACAACACAUGUCUGCUAGUGACGACGCAGAGGCUUCCAUGAUUUCUAAGUUGAAGCAAGCUUGUGGAUUUGAGUAUACUUCAAAGUUGCAGCGCAUGUUCCAGGAUAUCGGUGUAUCGAAAGAUCUAAAUGAGGCAUUCAGAAGGCAUUUGACAAAUUCUGCUGAACCUUUGGACAUAGAUUUCAGUAUACAGGUUUUGUCCUCAGGUUCAUGGCCAUUCCAACAAUCCUUUACAUUUUCUUUGCCAACAGAGCUAGAAAGAUCUGUACAUAGGUUUACCACUUUCUAUAGUUCGCAACACAGUGGCAGAAAGUUAAAUUGGUUGUAUAAUAUGUCUAAAGGGGAGCUACAUACAAACUGUUUUAAAAACAGAUACACAUUGCAAGCGUCGACUUUCCAAAUGGCAGUUUUGUUAGCGUACAAUGGAUCUACAUCGUGGACAAUACAACAAUUGCAAUAUGCAACACAAAUUAAAAUGGAUUUUUUACUACAGGUUAUUCAAAUACUUUUGAAAGCCAAGCUUUUAACUGCAGCUAGUGAUGACGUAGCUGAAUUGACCCCGUUAUCGACGGUAGAACUUUUUACGGGAUACAAAAAUAAAAAAUUAAGAGUAAAUAUUAACAUCCCAAUGAAGACGGAAUUGAAAGUUGAACAAGAAACCACACACAAACACAUAGAAGAAGAUAGGAAACUUUUGAUUCAAGCAGCAAUUGUUAGAAUUAUGAAAAUGCGGAAAGUAUUGAAGCAUCAACAAUUGGUAGCAGAAGUAUUAAACCAAUUAAGUUCUAGGUUCAAGCCCAGAGUACAUGUUAUUAAGAAAUGUAUAGAUAUUUUAAUUGAAAAAGAAUAUUUGGAACGCACAGAGGGUCAAAAGGACACUUACAGCUACCUGGCAUGAUCAGUCGAUUUAGGACAACGAUACAGCAGCAGUCGUAUACUCGAAAAAAAUAAUCUUAUACUAUCAUUGCUAUAUACCCAUCAGAAUAUUUAUUUAAGUCUCGAAUGUAUAAUUUUAUUCUGUACAUGGAUGCCUUUGUACCCUGUUGUCCUUCUGGUCGCAUUUAAAUAGUCUGGCUGUUUAUGAAAUAAUUUCAUUAACGUCUUUAUAUAAAAAUUUUAAUUAAAUUAUUUCAUAAAUGUCAAAGAGAAUAUGUGCUAGAUGUGUUACUGUCUAUGCUAUCUUUCACAUAAAAAAAA